Molecule: messenger RNA, 2706 nt
Organism: Fusarium coffeatum
Lineage: Eukaryota; Fungi; Ascomycota; Sordariomycetes; Hypocreales; Nectriaceae
Exons: 2
Coding region: 1-2706 (901 amino acids)
Cellular component (GO): nucleus
Molecular function (GO): RNA binding; ATP binding; RNA helicase activity
Source: RefSeq, a predicted model, not a curated record
AUGCCUAAACGCGGCGCAUCACCAACCCCUUCGGAGGGUGAGAUUGAUAUCUUUGGAUCUCUUUACCCCGGAGAGGGCGACAACGAGAAUGGCGACAACGGCGGCGAUGCGGACUUCGACUUCGAUGGCUUUCUGAAUGGCCCAGAACCGGGCAAUGAUGACACCGAUGAGGCCUUUAUUGCCUUGCAGCAGGCUGCUUCUUUCCGAAAAGCUUCCAACUUGAAGGGUAGAACGGUCAAGAAGGGUGGUGGUUUCCAAGCAAUGGGUCUGAACAGCAAUCUCCUGAAAGCCAUCACACGAAAGGGUUUCUCCGUUCCUACGCCGAUUCAGCGAAAGGCUAUCCCCUUGAUUCUCGACAGAAAGGAUUUGGUGGGUAUGGCCAGAACAGGUUCAGGAAAAACUGCCGCCUUCGUUAUUCCUAUGAUCGAGAAGUUGCGCGCCCACAGCGCUAGGUUCGGAACACGAGCGCUUAUCCUCUCACCAUCUCGAGAACUUGCGAUUCAGACUUUGAAGGUUGUUAAGGAGUUUAGCCGUGGAACCGACCUGAAGUGUGUUCUGUUGGUUGGUGGUGACAGUCUGGAAGAGCAGUUCGGAUUCAUGGCCGCCAAUCCCGAUAUUGUGAUCGCAACACCCGGUCGAUUCCUCCACUUGAAGGUCGAGAUGGCCCUAGACUUGUCAUCUAUCAAAUAUGUGGUUUUUGAUGAGGCCGAUCGCCUUUUCGAGAUGGGUUUCGCAGCGCAAUUGACUGAGAUUCUACAUGCGCUACCGCCUUCGAGACAAAGUUUGCUCUUCUCUGCUACACUACCUGCCUCUUUGGUCGAAUUCGCUCGCGCUGGUCUGCAAGACCCCAGUCUUGUGCGUCUUGAUGCCGAGCAGAAGGUUUCCCCCGACCUCGAGAGCGCUUUCUUCUCUGUCAAGGGUGGUGAAAAGGAGGGCUCGUUGCUGCACAUCCUCCACGACGUGAUUCAGAUGCCGGUCGGUCCUCCAGAGGGUGCAAAGGAGGAUUCUGAGAAGGGAUCGAAGAAGAGAAAGCGUGGUGCCGAUGGUCCUGGCGGCAAGCCAACAAAGCAUUCUACCAUUAUUUUCACAGCUACCAAGCAUCACGUUGAGUACCUCGCAAACCUGCUCCUAUACGCUGGUUUUGCGGUCUCUUAUGUCUACGGAUCGCUCGAUCAGACUGCCAGACGAGCUCAAGUCGAGGAUUUCCGGAGGGGCAAGACAAAUAUUCUUGUUGUCACUGAUGUUGCUGCACGUGGUAUUGAUAUUCCAGUUCUUGCCAAUGUCAUCAACUUUGACUUUCCUCCCCAGCCAAAGGUCUUUGUGCACAGAGUUGGUCGUACCGCUCGUGCUGGUCAACGGGGUUGGAGUUACAGUCUAGUGAGAGAUACAGAUGCGCCUUAUCUAAUCGAUCUUCAGCUCUUCUUGGGUAAGAAGCUUGUUGUGGGUCAAGAGACGAAGAACCCAUCUUUCUCCGAAGAUGUAGUAGUUGGCGCCCUUAAACGAGAUCCUGUUGAAGGUCAAGUGGAGUGGUUCAACAAGGCCUUGUACGAGAAUGAGGAUGUUUCUGCACUACGCGGAGUCGCCAUCAAGGCUGAGAAGCUCUAUUUGAGGACAAGAAAUUCGGCCGCCAGCCAAAGUGCAAAGCGCUCAAAAGAAUUGGUCGGAUCUCAAGGAUGGUCGCAGCUUCAUCCGCUAUUUGGAGAAGACGUCGAUGGAGCCGAGCAAGCGAGAGUUGAUAUGUUGGCUAGAAUCAGCGGUUUCAGACCCCAAGAAACCAUCUUCGAAAUCGGCGGACGCCGUGAUAAGGGCACCACCGAAGCUGCUGAGGUGAUGAAGCAAUUAAGAAAGAGAAUUACACCACGACGACAGGUUCAAUCAAAGGAAGAGGACGACUCUGACGGAAUUGAUAAUGAUAUAGCAGAAGGUGCCAAAGCAGUCGCCGGUUCUGACGAGGAUGAGGAGGAAGAAGAGGAAGUGGAAGAAAUGGAUGUCGACGAGGAUUCAGACGAUGGCUUGGAGGUCACUGUUUCCAACGCGAACUCCAAGAAGGGGAAAACAGACUGGCGAGACCCAGAACUUUUCAUGUCUUAUACACCUCGAACAUUCAAUGCUGCCGAGGAGCGUGGCUAUGGUGUUUCUACAGGUGGCAAUGAUUCUUCCAACUUCGUUGAGGCUGCUCGUGGCGUGACCAUGGACCUCACCAACGACGAGAACGCCAAGAGCUUCGGCGAGCCCACACGUUCCAAGAUGCGCUGGGACAAGAAGGGUAAGAAGUACGUUUCUCGAGAGAACGACGACGAUGGCUCCAAGGGCGCAAAGAUGAUUCGUGGCGAGAGUGGUGUCAAGAUCGCAGCCAGUUUCCAAAGUGGUCGUUUCGACAAGUGGAAGCGCGCCAACCGUCUCGGCAAGCUUCCUCACGUCGGCGAGCAAGUGCGUCCUGGUGCUACCAGCCAUGUCGCCAACCUUCCCUCAGGAGUGCGUUACAAGCACAAGCAAGAGAGGGCACCCAAGGAGGCGGACAAGUACCGCGACGACUUCGAGGUCCGCAAGAAGCGUGUCAACGAGGCGAGAGAGAAGCGUGUGGGACGAUUCAGAGAUGGUAUGGGCAGCAACAAGGAACUCAAGGGCAGAGACGAUAUCCGCAAGGGAAGAAUCGAGAAGGAGAAGAAGAGGCUCAAGAACGCUCGACCAGCCAAGAAGAAGUAA